AUGACCGCGGACUCAGACACAACGACCAAGAACUCCUGCGUCAUUGUGUUCGAUAAAUGUGAAACCAUAGAGCGCCAGCGUGACCACAUCUAUGAAACCUCAUUUCACCAACGCCUCAAAGGUCCCCUCGUCGUGCAAACUGUCCCCUACACUGGAUAUCUGCGCGCGCUACAGCUGUAUGGCAACGAGGAUGCUUUCGAUCUCACCCAAGAUGAACGUGAGAACCUCAUGAACUGCAAGAAUCUAGAAUUCUGCCGAUCUCUAGCUCGGAACCAAGGCUACAAUCAGGAGUCUGGUAAUACUGCGCCAUGGGCGGGCGUAUACUUUCCGCUCCAAUGCAUUCAGACAUACCCUGGCCCUCGCAUGAUCCUCAUCGAAGCAGACGCUGAGGAGCAGGCUCUGUCCAGCCAGCAAACACUGUCCAGCACCGACACGGACGACCAGUCAAUCUUCGUUACUACUGAGACCGCCCAAGAGCUUGACGUGGCUGAGGAAACAUCCCUCGUUCGGUUCUCGACUCUCCAACUGUGUGACUCCGUCAAGCCAGUGACUCUCCGAGGCAUGAGUGGUAGUCGUGUGCCCAUUGCAGAUGAUUUCGGCAACACUUGUGUUGGCGGCAUGGAAAUGGCUGUCGUCGUUACAGAAUUACUGGAGCGGGCUGUGAAAGGCAACCUCGAUGUUGAGCGGAAGAGAACCAUCGAGGAUACGCUCGACUACAUUGGAGGUUCGGAGAACAUGGCGAGUUUCCUCGGCAUGAUGUACAAGAAAUUUCCCAAGAAGAAGGACACUUCAGUAGCGUCGACCAUUGGCCGUCGACUCCGUGGCUUGGAGUGA
Fusarium redolens is the source of this 834-nucleotide messenger RNA. RefSeq lists its product as uncharacterized. NCBI's taxonomy places the organism in Eukaryota, Fungi, Ascomycota, Sordariomycetes, Hypocreales, Nectriaceae. The transcript has a single exon. The record is from RefSeq and is a predicted model, not a curated record. Bases 1 to 834 code for a protein of 277 amino acids.